Hevea brasiliensis (rubber tree) is the source of this 2013-nucleotide messenger RNA. Its product is annotated as cryptochrome DASH, chloroplastic/mitochondrial. Gene Ontology annotation, molecular function: DNA binding; FAD binding; DNA photolyase activity. Gene Ontology annotation, biological process: photoreactive repair. The record is from RefSeq and is a predicted model, not a curated record. Lineage: Eukaryota; Viridiplantae; Streptophyta; Magnoliopsida; Malpighiales; Euphorbiaceae. Bases 1 to 1857 code for a protein of 618 amino acids. The transcript has 13 exons.
AUGGAGCCACGUCAUAAGCAACAAGAAAAAGCCACGUGGCAACCGGAUGACUGUCCACAUCCCUGUGUCUCCCUCUUCUCCUUUCUCUCCAAAAUCCAAACUAUAUGCGUACACAUGACUAUCCUGUUUCCUUCGCUGUCUUCACUUCCCCUGAAGAAACUAAUCCAGCCAUCAAAAUCCCUUUCAGUGUUCAUACAUCCAAUAUCAACCGCCCACGCAAAGCUCUCUAUUGGCUCCCAAAUCAUGAAUCCCACUUCAAGCUCUUCUUCUACCCUCACCUACCAAGUUCCAGCUCUGGACUCCGAUCAAAUGUGCCGCGUUGCAGACCAGACCUUUGACAGAUACUCGUCGAACACGGUCAACAGGAAAGGUAAAGGGACUGCCAUUGUUUGGUUCAGGAACGAUCUAAGAAUACUGGACAAUGAGGCUUUGUUCAAGGCUUGGGCUUCUUCCGAGACCGUUUUGCCUGUGUAUUGUGUGGAUCCUCGACUUUUUGGAAAUACUUACUAUUUUGGCUUCCCUAAAACUGGAGCUUUGAGAGCUCAAUUUAUUAUCGAGUGUUUGGCUGACUUGAAGAAAAAUUUGAUGAAGAGGGGACUCAACCUGCUAAUUCGACAUGGCAAACCUGAGGAAAUCAUCCCUUCUCUUGUUCAAGCUUUUGCAGCCCACACAGUAUAUGCGCAAAAAGAAACAUGCAGUGAAGAGGUAAAUGUCGAGAGAUUAGUCAAUAAAGCACUGCUGCAGGUAAAGUUAGCACCUUUUCCAGAGAAAUCCACUGGCCAGUGCUCUACAAACAAUCCUAAGCUACAACUUGUUUGGGGCGGCACUAUGUACCACAUGGAUGACCUCCCUUUUUCUACCAACACCAUACCUGAUGUGUAUACUCAGUUUCGUAAGUCUGUUGAAGCAAAAUGUACCAUCCGAUGCUGUUUUAAAAUUCCAACAUCUCUUGCACCACCGCCUAGCGUUGAAGAUUGGGGUUGUGUUCCAUCAAUUGAUCAGCUUGGACUUCAAUCACAAAAGGUUAACAAAGGAAUGAACUUUCUGGGAGGUGAAAGUGCUGCAUUAUGUAGGGUUUUUGAGUACUUCUGGAAGAAGGAUUUGCUGAAGAUAUAUAAGGAGACUAGAAAUGGGAUGCUGGGACCUGAUUACUCAACGAAAUUCUCUCCAUGGCUUGCUUCAGGAAGCCUUUCUCCUCGUUUCAUCUGUGAAGAGGUAAUUAGAUAUGAAAAGGAAAGGCAAGCAAAUGAUUCCACAUACUGGGUUUUGUUUGAAUUGAUUUGGAGGGAUUACUUCAGGUUUCUCUCAACCAAAUAUGGAAAUUCAAUUUUCCAUUUAGGUGGCCCACGGAAAGUGGAAAGAAGAUGGAGUCAAGACCAGAGGUUGUUUGAAUCUUGGAGAGAUGGGUGUACAGGGUACCCUCUCAUAGAUGCAAACAUGAAGGAACUUUUUACCACCGGAUUUAUGUCAAAUCGAGGACGACAGAUCGUGUGUUCCUUUCUUGUUCGAGAUAUGGGCAUUGACUGGCGUAUGGGAGCUGAAUGGUUUGAGACAUGCCUCUUGGAUUAUGACCCCUGUUCCAAUUAUGGGAAUUGGACCUAUGGUGCAGGAAUUGGAAAUGACCCUAGGGAAGAUCGUUAUUUCAGCAUUCCAAAGCAAGCACAAACCUAUGAUCAUGAAGGCGAAUAUGUUGCAUACUGGUUGCCACAACUGCAAAAACUUCAGAAAGAUAAGAGACACUUUCCUGAAAAAUCGUACAUUGAGCAAAUUGUACCUCUCAAAUAUGGAAACCCAAAGAAGCACCAGAGCCAAGAGAGAGCCUUUGCUACAAGACAAACAAAAGGAUUCGACAGAUAGGAACAAAAGAAAAUUUGAACCUUUUACUUGCAAGUGAAAUUACUUGUUACUAGAAUUUAUUUAAAAUUCACAGUUAACAUGUAUUGUCUUAUUUGUUGAAAGACAUGAUUAUUGGGACAGUUGGAUUAGUAAUAUUUGAAAGUUUUGGUUUUUGUU